ACACGCUUGCCCUGCCCAGCCCUCCUCCCCUGCCUGCCUCCCGCAGCCGCCCUUUCUUUCUCGUGAGCAGCGCAGAGCAGAGCAGAGCAGAGCAGAGCAGGUGGCGAGGCAGCCACAGCCACAGCCAGCCAGCCAGCACGCGCGGCCGCUUCCACGCCCACAGAGACGCGGCACGCCUCCACCACCUCCUCCGAGUCUCCGACACCGAGGCGAGAGAGCACGCUCCGCCUCGCAGUCGCAGCCGCGCCUUCUUUCGCGCGCGUGCUCUACUACUUCCUCUUCUCCGUCCAGCUUGUCGCCCGCUUCUUCUUCCUCGCUCGGAAGGGCUCGCCUCGAUCUGGUAGCUCUGGUGGGGAAUCAAUCAGAAGAACUGAAGACUUUACACUAGCACAGUCUGCUCAUCAAGAGCCUUGGCAGAAUGAGGUGGCUUGGUCUUUCCGUUGAUGUGUUCCGCAGGGGGAUCUCCUUGAACCUUUACUGCCGUGUGAUUCUGUAAAUCGUCUCCCCGGCUACCGGAGACCUUCCUUCCUUCGCACGCCUCCUGAUUUAUAGGCUUGUGAAGGCACCCCCCACCCGGUUGUUGGCGUUGCUGUUAGGCCGUUGUGGUUGUUUGGCCAAAGCUUUUGAGGAGAACGGAGUGGAGUACUAAUGGUGUGGAAAGCAGCUGCUCAGCCGAGAUUCCGCGUGUUUAAGCAUGAGAACGGAAUCACAGUGAGAGUAAUUGCUUGCUUCCAGCUGCUGCAAAAUUGCCAGGCCGAGUACUUCCGUCAUCUCCUCAAGCCUGUGACGUAGCUUCUCUCUCUGCUCUCCAUCUGCUGCUGAAUAAGCUUGCUGCUUUAGGUUCUUCUCCAUUACAAUUGAAGUGGGAGAACUUCCCAUUCAUCUGAAAUUUCUGCUGGUAGUUCUGUCCGGUAGUUGUUUCAUUUGUUCAUGGGGGACAAGGUUAAUCCCUGGUGCCAUUGGCAUAAUCCUCCAUGGAAAUUCAACACUGAAGGUUCUGGCGGCAAUCUCCGCCCACCUGAUGUUGGGCUUGUUAACACCAAUUCGGUGGCAUUGCCUGCAUAUCUGAACACAGUUGCUGCACCUGUGCCAUUUUUCACAGCAUCAAUUGCUGAGAGACCUCUUUCAAUAGCUCCAAGAUAUGCCACAACAUUGGCACCAAGUUUGGAGUUGCCUGCACUGUAUCCCUCACGUAAGAGACCUCUAGUUUUCUACCAGAAGGAAAACCAUGCUCCUAGUGCAGCUCCUUUGCUGAGCAAAGGGCCACUGGAUCCUGUGCCAGAGCUCCAAGGUAGCAACGAGACUAAUGUAACUGAUGUUGGAGCAGAAGAAACUGAGGGUAUUCAUGAGAACUCAGAUGAGAUCAAUGCACUCCUGGACUCUGACUCAGAUGAAGGGUAUGAAAAACUGCAAGAACUCGACAGAGUCAGAAGGCAAUCUGCUGCAGAGAAUGACACCCUGAGCGUUGAGUCAGUGGGCAGUGCUGGUGCUGCCGCAGGUUCUGCACCACCAGCCAAGAAGAGAAGACUCAGCUCCUGUACUGACAAGUCUGUUGUUGACACUGCCAGUUCAGCAAGGCCUGAUCAUUCCAUCGAGCAGAAGCUUCUUGUGAACGACUGUGAUGCGCAGUCAUGCUGCGUCGGUGAAGUGGAAAGUGACCACAAGUUUUCUCUGGGGGAGGUAGAAGCAGCAGAAGGUGACAGCCCCGAUGAUCAGAAGCGAAGAAGAGAGAGGAUCCAAGAGACUGUUGCUGCGCUCAGGAAUAUUGUCCCUGGGGGCAUUGCCAAAGACGCCACUGCUGUUCUUGAUGAAGCAAUCUGUUACUUGCAGUAUCUGAAGCUGAAGGUCAAGACGCUGGGAGCCGUCUCCCUCUAGCUCCUGGACAAUUGUGAUUUAGUUCUCAAAGCCGCUUGCUUCUGCUGUUCUACAUAUACGAAGUAUCACAUUGGUAAUAAGGUGAAGAUGCCAAAGAUAGCUCAGGUUGGUGCUUCAGGACGCGCCAGAGGUGAAUAACGGAAGAAGAAAAGGUUCAAUGCUGCUUUCUUGGCUUCCCUUGUACCCACAUGGCUCUAAUGAUAUUUGUGGGCAAAUGACUGGCACGCAGCAUUGCAGUAGUACUUCAUCUGAAGCAAAGGCGUGCGAGUUUUCCUUCCAUUGUGGUUGUGGCGGAGCACCACGGAGCGACGCUGCGCUCCUGGCCACCUAUGCUGCUCUCCAGUAAGCUAGCCUACCACCAUCUUUGUGUCUGAGAGCUCCAGAUCUUCUCAUACCAGCAGCUAACAAGUAUGUCACUGUCGGUGCCCCAGUAGUACCUGCCUGUAUCACUCACUCACUCACCUUCCUCAAAAGGCCCUCGUGGGUCGGAGCAACAUCUGUAUGUUAUGCAAAGCUAGAAACAUCUUUUUGCUGAGCGUGAUCCAAAGCAGAGUGGGGGAAAGGAAAGGAAAGGAGGCCCAUUGCAUGCAAAGCGCCCUGCCGUGGUGUUUCGCCGUCCAUGGCUUUUGACCCAGCUACCAAAGGCGAUGACACAUGAGAUGGCUGGAGGUUGGGUUCGUGUGGUAUAGAGUUCCUUCCUGCGGGUCCAGCCGGUCCAACAAAGUGUUGUGUGCCUGAUGUGGAGCUCAACUUCAGCACACACACACACACCGGUUGCGCUGCGCCUUUCAUCAUCUGCUGCCGCUGCCGCUGCUUUACUUUCUGUCAUCAAACCCGCUGAUGCAUAUGCCACCACUACCAUUAUAGAGUACGUAUGUAUGUAUGUAUUGCUUGUGGAAUGGCUUUGCCACGCCUUUAUACGCGCUGUAAUGAUACCAUAUACUCGUUGCUUUGGCUCUGA
Sorghum bicolor (sorghum) is the source of this 2836-nucleotide messenger RNA. RefSeq names its product transcription factor bHLH144. NCBI's taxonomy places the organism in Eukaryota, Viridiplantae, Streptophyta, Magnoliopsida, Poales, Poaceae. The coding region runs from base 931 to 1875 and encodes 314 amino acids. The record is from RefSeq and is a predicted model, not a curated record. Gene Ontology annotation, molecular function: protein dimerization activity. The transcript has 4 exons.